Messenger RNA from Gigantopelta aegis, 2110 nucleotides. RefSeq names its product homeobox protein goosecoid-like. Gene Ontology annotation, biological process: regulation of transcription by RNA polymerase II. Lineage: Eukaryota; Metazoa; Mollusca; Gastropoda; Neomphalida; Peltospiridae. Bases 393 to 1199 code for a protein of 268 amino acids. The transcript has 3 exons. The record is from RefSeq and is a predicted model, not a curated record. Gene Ontology annotation, molecular function: RNA polymerase II transcription regulatory region sequence-specific DNA binding; DNA-binding transcription factor activity, RNA polymerase II-specific.
ACUUGACUGAAAGGGGCUGGGCGAUACUUAAUUUCAUUAAAAGGUAAUAAAAUUAUCCCUGCACGACUCGGACCCGUUUCAGCGAGUUAAGUGUUUUCGAAUGUUACCUUGCUGUUAAAAGAGGCGAGGCUAUCGAACAGAGCGUCAGUCGGGUGGUUUGUGCAGUCAUCAGCGAAAAACCGUGGACACGACGAGGAGAAGCAGAAGCAGGAGCAGCUGUCCCGCAGUUUGUGAACCAAUUUACUGACAUUUCCAAGAGACUUUUUUAUUUCACUCAUACCUGGAUUAUUUAACUUCAGAUAUCCGAGAGAAGCCUUGAAGACAUCACUAUUGCGGUUCGUUUCGUGGCCAUUUGUUUAAAAAAACAACAACAACAGCGUAGAGACAUCAUCAUGUCUGUGGACUCGAGGUUACCUCUUCCGCGGAGUCUGGCGGAUCUAAUUCCGUCCACGAUGUCGGCUGCGAUGAUGCCACACUUCCCGUACUACUACAGCCAAGCGCAGCUGGAGCACCUGAAGUCGUGUCACAACUCCAUGUUGGCGGGCACGGCGCCAUCGUUGUUCACCAUCGACAGCAUCCUCGCCCCGAGACCCAUCAUGGCUCACCGGCACAACCCUUACUUCCCCUACCACGGCCUGUCUCCAGCCUGCUCCCCGCAUGAUAUUUUUGCUGCUUACCAACCAUUCCCGGGGUUCAUGAAUCCGGCCGAACUUGCACGAGCGAGUCAGAAGCGGAAGCGACGACAUCGUACGAUCUUUACCGAGGAGCAACUGGAGCAGCUAGAAGCGACGUUUCAGAAGACUCAUUACCCGGAUGUAUUGUUGAGGGAAGAAUUGGCCAUCAAAGUUGAUCUGAAAGAGGAACGCGUGGAGGUUUGGUUCAAAAACCGACGAGCAAAGUGGAGGAAACAAAAGAGAGAAGAAGAAACAGCGAAACGGACGCCAACAGAUAGCACAGCAACACGAACGAGUAAUACGGAAAAUGCCGAAGAUAAAGAUGCUGAUACUUCGAUUUGUGUUGAUGACGAUACGGACGAUUCGGACAUUCACGGAGAUCACGAAUGUAGUGCUUCGUUAGAUCUCGGACACUACAAUCCCGAAAAGAAUAAGUGUGUCAGUACCCCCAGUGACAGUGAAACGCACCACGUGCAUUCACAACCACACACACACGUAGACUCGUCUGCUGCUGUUUCGCCUUGAUGAAUAAUCACUGGAUUUUAUUAGAGUGAGGAAAAAACCCACAUCCAUAUUCUGCCACGGUGUUCUGGCAGCCAUUGUGCUAGUCGAAAUGAAAUCUGGUAUCUGCAAAACAAGACUGGUCUGGACAGAUAUAGAUAUCACAUUUCCGGGCAGACCUGAAGACCGAGACAUCAAACUAGUCCAAAUCGACACUACCAGAAACGACCUAUUUCCUUUAAAUUCACAAACAUCGGCAAUGGCAGGAAACGUCAUUCAAAAACAUUAAUCCAGAGACGAAAUUAUUUAUAAAGUCUUUUAAGGUUGUUCAUAUAUAUGUGUGUGUGUAUUUGUAUAUGUAUAUGUAUAUGUAUAUGUAUAAUAUGUAUGUGUAUGUGUAUGUAUAUGUAUAUGUAUAUGUAUAAUAUGUAUAAGUAUAUGUAUAAUAUGUAUAAGUAUAUGUAUAAUAUGUAUAUGUAUAUGUAUAUGUAUAUGUAUAUGUAUAAUAUGUAUAUGUAUAUGUAUAUUUACAGUUAAAUCCAGUUGGCUAGAACCCCGUCUGGGUCCGAGAAAGUGUUCGCACCAUCGGGGUAGUUCGACCUAAACAUUCGGUCAAUAUAUAAUUUACACCCCCCCCCCCCCCCCCCCACACACACACACACAUACAUAUACUAUAUAAGACGUGAAUAGAUUUCUUUUGAUAUGUUUCAGAGACACUGUUUAUUAUAUAUUAUAUUAUAGUACUAUUAUGUUUUCGUCAUUGACGAAUUAUUACGAAACACGCAAUGUUCUUUAUGUUGCUAUUGAGUGCGUCCUGUACAAAUUGAUUGAAGUUACGCAAUGGUAUUUAUUUCUUUUGUAUUAUAUGUAAAUUACAUGUUAGAGACUGUUGCAUUACACCAAAUACGUGCACUCGAAUAAACAAGUUAUACGCU